AUGAGAAGCAAUAAUGCUUCAUAGCAUAUUUCUGAAAAUAAUGCUCUUGUUUAAUUUCAUAUUAACCAUAAAAAUAUAGAGUAAGAUGAAAAUCUUAUAAUGUUUGAUUCUGGUAAUUCAGUUCAAAUAAAGUAAUCUCAAAAUCAAGAUGAGCCUAAGGCAAACAACGCUGGAAUAUAUAGUUUAGUUUACAAAAAAGAUAUUGUUAGCAACGAAAAUCGGUCAAUGAAUUCUUAAAGAGACUAGGCGAAGGAAGUUUUUGAAGUUAUUAUUGAUAAUGACUCAAAUACAAAUGAAAGAAAUAGUCGUAUGGAGUUAAAGAAUGGGAACAACCAUCUUUAAAAUCCUCAUGUCAAUAUACAUAGGGCAUCAACUAAAAAAAAGAGCAACAUUCAUUUUCAUGCUGGUGGACAUAAGCAUGAAGGAUUUGAUCCUUUUAAAAUUCCUUGUGAUUGGGAAAAAGCUAAGUUGCAUGCUUAAUCUAGAGAAACAAAACCUGAAUUAGAUUCUGAAGAAGUACUCUCACCAGAUGGCUAAUAAGCUGAGAAAAAAAUGUAAGAGGUUUGUGACUGCUGUGGUUAUGAGUUAAAAAGGAAAGAAAUAGGUCUUAAUGUAGAUACUAUGGAGUUAGGUUUUAUGGGAUCAGGUUUCCCACUGUAUUUUAACUAUAUCAAAUAUUGCUGCCUUAUGCUUUUUUUCCUAUUUUGCAUUUAAGGAAUCCCAAACCUAGUCUACAAUAUUCAAGGUGAAUUUUGCCAUUCUGACCCUGUUGAAGUCUUCGCUGCUAUUGAAGAAAACCAUGAUCAUCAUUAAGCCUACUUUUUAAUCCCUUGUCCUGAUACAAAUUUAAAUAAGAUUUCGAUGGCUAAUGUUUUAGAUAAAAUGUACAGAGAAACAAAUUACGACUUUCACUUUUCUAUUGCAGCAGUCAUAGUGUAGUUAUUACUGAAUAUUUUAUUCAGAAGAAGCCAGAGAAAAAUAGAAUAAGAUGUUGAUAUUGCCUGCAGCACACCUUCUGAUUACACAAUUAUGGUUCAAAAUAUAAGUUAGAAUAUAACUAAUAUAAAAGAAACCUUGAAGGAAAUAUUUGAGUAAUAUGGUACAGUAGAAAAAAUAAAUUUGGUUUAUGAUAUCACAGACCUCGAGCAUAUAGAAACAUAAAUUAAAAAAAAGGUACAGUAGAAACAGAAAAUAAUUGAUAAGAUUUAAAGUUUUGAUCCUAAUAAUAAAGAAAUUUAAGAAAUUGAUCAUCAAAUAGAAAAGUUGGAAGAAGAAGUUCAUUAAAUGCAAAUAUAAAUGUAGGCUGACAAUAAAAGAUUUGUAGGAACAGCAUUUAUAAGUUUUUCAAGAGAAGAAGAAAAGUAAAAAGCAAUUAAAUCAAACCCAUAAGAUGGAUGGAAAAGAUUUAAAGACUACUUUAAAGAUGGUAAAUCAUAACAUUCAAAAAAAGACUAGCUUUAUUUAGAUGGAAGAUAUUUAUAUAUAUCAGAAGCUCCUGAGCCAAAUGACGUCGAUUGGGAGUUUGCCCAUGUAAAAACAGUAGAAAAAAUUAAAGUUAGAACAAUUGCAUUUUUUAAAUGGUUGAUUUUAACACUUGCAUCUUUUGUUGUUAUAGCUCUUAUAUCUUAUCUCUAAAGUAAUACCAUAGAUCAUAUUUUGAAAUAAGAGCAUGAUAUUGCAAUCGAAAGCGAAGGAAGAGAAAUGACUGAAGAAGAGUAGCAUCAUUACGAUGAUCUCUAAUCUCAAAAAACUUCUGUCACAGUUUUAUCAUUUGUUAUUUCCAGUAUUAUAGUCAUUUGGAAUAAAUUUUUCUUGCCUUUUAUAAUCCAUAAGAUUUGUGAUCACGAAAAAUGGGCUACUAAGACAAGUCUAAACGUAUCCUUUGCAUACAAGUUAACUAUUGGUCUUUUCUUCAAUACCGCUCUCAUCACAUUCUUUGUUGAAAUUAUUUUCUUCUAAAAUAUUUACGCACUAGCUGGAGGUAUGAUAUACAAUGAAUUCUUGAUUUUUAUCAUAAACGCCGUUGUUCCAGCAUUAGCAUGGAUUAUUGAUCCUUGGAAAAUUUGGUAAGAUUUUAAAAGAAAUAGAUAAAUAAAGAAGAAAGUCUGUUCUUUAACUUAAUAAGAAGCUAACUCAUUAAUGGAACAUCCUAGCUACACUCAAGGUAAAAGAUAUGCCGAUAUUAUGAAAACUAUGUGGUUCACUUUCUUUUAUUCACCAAUCAUACCCAUAGGAACUGUUAUUUCUCUAGGUGGUUUGAUUGCUUACUAUAUCACUGAUAAAUACAACCUUAUUUUUAGAAGAACUGUAAAAGAAUCUAUAUCUUCAAGACUUUCAAUGUAAAUGAUUGAACUCGUUGAACUUUCUAUCAUUUUCCAUACAUUUGGAUAAGUUUUUUUCAAAUGGUUUAUGAGCUAUUACAUUGAUGUUGGAAAUUUCUUUUUAUUUAUUGCUGUCUGCAUAGUUGUAGUCAUUAUUCCUAUGGAUAAAAUAAACGAGUUUUUAUUCCCUCUUGGAGACUCAGAUGAAGAGAAGACAUACAAAGAAGUUCAUUUAGAUUUUGAUACCGAUUAUGAUAGAGAAAAUCCUGUUACAAGAAAAGAAAGUUUAAUACACUUUUAGAAUCUAAGAAAUGGUAUUAUUACAGUUGUAGAUGCAUAUAAAGCCGCAUAAAAUAUGGUAUAAUUUGCUCAUCACCAUAGAGCAAGUCCAAUGCACUAAGAUGAUAAACUUGUGUAAGAACUUUAAAGCAUGCAAAAAGACAGUAGCAAAAACAAUAAUUAGAACGCUGAUAAUAUCUAAAAUAACUAAACUAAAUCUAAUACUCAGAAUGUUCUAAGCAACGGAGAAAUUUAAGUUUGA
Tetrahymena thermophila SB210 is the source of this 2862-nucleotide messenger RNA. RefSeq names its product transmembrane protein, putative. NCBI's taxonomy places the organism in Eukaryota, Ciliophora, Oligohymenophorea, Hymenostomatida, Tetrahymenidae. Gene Ontology annotation, molecular function: RNA binding; calcium-activated cation channel activity. The transcript has a single exon. The record is from RefSeq and is a predicted model, not a curated record. Gene Ontology annotation, cellular component: plasma membrane.